Punica granatum (pomegranate) is the source of this 2693-nucleotide messenger RNA. NCBI's taxonomy places the organism in Eukaryota, Viridiplantae, Streptophyta, Magnoliopsida, Myrtales, Lythraceae. The record is from RefSeq and is a predicted model, not a curated record.
UCCUCUCGUUCCUCGUUCAAGCUCACACAGAGACACAGAGAGAGAGAGAGAGAGAGAGCGCUAAAGAGGGUGUUCGAGACGAAACCCUCGAUUCUCUGCCUUCGUCUUCUUCGAUGGUGUUUGGUGAAAGGCUGCCUGUCAGCUGCCGACCCGAAGCUCCGGUGAUGCCUCGCCGUCCCCAGACCGGCGGUGACUAGGCCCCCGGAUCCGACGGAUCUGAUAUCCGGUGGUGAUCUCUUAUGGCAUCAGCCCUACUGGCCAGUCGAAUCGAACCUUCCUGGGGUGACCGCAAGGUGUAUAUGAGGAAAUACACCUCCAAUUCUGCCACCGAUCACAACAGCCCUCUCUUCAUUUCUAACCCUAACCCUAGCUCGGCCGCUGUCAGGCAGCAGAUCCAUGACCCGUCUUCCCGUUUCCGGCACGAUGAUGACCACGCAGCAGCCGUCGGAAUCGACGACGAGGCUGCCUCGUUUGCCCCCUCCCGGUCCUCGAGGUUCGACGCCUCCGAGUACGUGACCUUCAGUCUUGGUGAUUUCUCCAGAUCGGAGCUCAGGGACCUCAAGAAGCGCCUGCUGAUGGAGCUCGAUCAGGUCCGCAUCCUCAGAUCUCGACUGGAGACUGCCAAUUAUGAGAGCAGGCCUGCCUACCCGACAUCCCAAUUCUCUGCCACGACCCGGCGCUCUCCAGAUGCGGUGGCGGAGUCCCCCAGGCCCAAGCACAAGGAGAUCACGGGGAAGGCCGGCACCAACAAGAAAGGCGUGAAGAGGGUCAACCCCUAUGGCCCUGACAAGGAGACGAAGAAGCCUACUCCGGCCUUGGCCCCUCCCCCGUUGGAUCCCAUAACUGAGCGCCUUGUUCCAAGCAUUAUGAAGCGGUGCAGCCAGAUCUUGGGCAAGCUGAUGAAGCACAAGCACGGGUGGGUCUUCAACACUCCCGUCGACGCUGCGGGCCUAGGGCUCCACGACUACCACCAAAUUAUCAAGAACCCCAUGGAUCUUGGAACUGUGAAGUCGAAGCUCGAGAGGGACCUGUACCGGACUCCGCAGGAUUUUGCUGCGGAUGUGAGGUUGACCUUCAGCAAUGCCUUGCUGUAUAACCCUAAAGGAACUGACGUAAACGUUAUGGCGGAGACCCUGUUGUUGCAAUUCGACCAGAUGUUUGAUCCGGCAUACAAGAAGUUCGAGAAGGAGCGGCAGAGGGCUUUGGCUGAGGCAGCUGCUGCUGAGUCGAAGCCGCCAGCAGUUUGGGCGGAGGAGUCCGUUAUGGAAAGUGUUAGAAGGGAGCCCGAGCCAGUCCCAGUCGAGAAGAAGCAGAGUUUGAACCAGAACCUGAACCCAAGUCCGAAGCAGAGCCAACCACCGGCAUUGUCUAGUCAGGAACAGGCACCCGACCCUACAGCAGCCCCCUCCUCAGGAGGGAAACGGGCAAAGGUGGGAAAGCUGCCAAAGCCCAAGGCAAAGGACCCGAACAAGAGGGAGAUGACGCUGGAGGAGAAGGCGAAGCUAGGGAUGAACUUGCAGAACUUGCCGCCUGAGAAAAUGGGGCAGCUGGUGAACAUUAUUAGGAAGAGGAACAAGCACUUUGCUCAGGACGGUGACGAGAUAGAGUUAGACAUUGAAGCAGUGGAUACCGAGACCUUGUGGGAGCUCGAUCGCUUCGUCUGCAAUUAUAAGAAGUUGGUCAGCAAGAUCAAGCGGCAAGGCCUCAUCCACAACCAGGUUUCAGCCUCGGAAAUCACUCACAAGUCACCUGUGAGAGAAGCCCCUGAAGCUGCAAUGCUACCGCACAAAGGGAAGAGGGGAGAUACUGGAGGAGGCGGUGAGGAGGAUGUAGAUAUCGGGGAUGAGAUGCCGAUGGGGAAUUACCCACCCGUCGAGAUCGAGAGGGACGAUGCAAGGUCAAACAGCUCUAGCAGUUCGAGCUCCAGCAGCGAUUCCUCUUCAUCCAGCGAUUCAGAUUCAAGGAGUUCUGGGAGCGACUCGGAUGCAGACAGCGUCCAAUCGCCCUUUGUUGGAUCAAAAGGAGCCCACGGGAGCUAGUUGAGCGCAAUGUUCUCACGGAUUGGGCGACACCAAUCUAGUCUUCUGGGCCUUUUGCAUUGAUCAAACUCUCGGAGGGCGAAUUUGCUUGGUGGCGGUGGACGAGGAAGGGGAAAGGAAGUGGGUGGGGUGGUGAUUGAUCGGGGUGGGGGGUGAAGUUGUAGCAUUUUGUAAAGAGUAACGAGUGACUAGGGAGAAGAAAAAGGAACCAGUAAGUUUUUAUUCAUAGAGGGGGUUUUUCUUUCUCUUAAAAAUUUUCUUUGUAGGGAAAUGUUGGAAUUUAAGAGCAGGGAGUUAGGGUUUGUUUUUCUUUCUUAAUUGCAGUUUUAUUUUUAUUUUAGUUUUAGAUAGGAGUGUGGGACUGGAGAUGGAAGAACAAAGCUGGAAAGGAGAUGGAUGAAGAAGAAGAAGAAGACUAGAAGGGGGAGUAGGGUGGGUCUUGGUGGUGAGAUAUUUUUUGUAUCAUACAAGCAAAAGAGAGGGGGGAGGCCACUGUGGGAUUCAUUGAUCAUAGUGGUUUCUUGAAGAAGUUUGCUGCACAGCCUCAAUGAAAGAAAAAAAAGACAGAACAUCAUUGUACUUAGUAGUGAGAGAGAACUGAUGAUGAAAAAUUGCAAAAGAAAUCUGGCCCCCGGUUUUGCUCUGCUUGUCCCA